GCAGCGCGCGGUCUCUCGGGGCGCGUGCAUGCGUCAGCGGAUCAAACCAUUGAGUUGCAAGGUGUGGGGGAGCAGAGGCCGGGCACAGAGCCGCUGGACGCACACAGGCUGUACGUUUUUGUUUCUGCCUGAACCGAUGAUGACUGACCAGCUGCCACCACAGCAAGGACAACUAUUGCUCAGCAAGGUCCAAGUAGGAGGCGUAACCAAGCAGUCAAAAACCGACAAAGAUAGCCUAAACGCCAGGGGCCAGUGGGAGAGCAAGGCGGAGUUCCUUCUGGCUGUGGCGGGACAGAUCGUCGGCCUUGGCAAUGUGUGGAGGUUCCCCUACUUGUGCUACAAAAACGGAGGAGGUGUCUUCUUUGUACCUUACCUUUUGUUCCUGGUGCUGUGUGGUAUCCCAUUGUUCCUCCUGGAGACCUCACUGGGCCAGUACACAAGCCUGGGAGGGGUCAGUGCCUGGAGAUCAGUGUGCCCAUUAUUUGGAGGCCUGGGCUAUGCCAGUCAGGUGAUGAUCCUGCACGGAUGCGUGUACUACAUCGUCAUUCUGGCCUGGGCCCUCCUUUACCUGUCGUACAGCUUUCAAGCGGAGCUGCCCUGGUCGCACUGUAACAACUCGUGGAACACUGAGGCGUGUUUCCUGUUUGACUAUCACAACCAGACAAGCAAUAUGAGCAGCCUGCCAGAGAAUACCACCUCUCCCGUCAUCGAAUUUUGGGAGAGAGAGGUGCUGCACCUGUCCGACAACUUGGACCAGCUCGGCCCAAUUAGUUGGAAGCUAGCGCUGUGUCUGGCUGUUGUCUGGGUGGUCUGUUACUUCUGUGUGUGGAAGGGUGUCAAAUCCACUGGAAAGGUGGUGUACCUCACAGCCACCUUUCCAUAUGUGAUGCUGUUUGUGCUCCUGGUACGUGGAGCCACCCUUCCUGGCGCAGCACAGGGCAUCAUCUACUACCUCAAACCCAACCACACACGCUUGGCAGACCCAGAGGUAUGGAUGGAUGCAGGUACCCAAAUAUUUUUCUCUUAUGGAAUCUGUUUGGGGAGUCUCACAGCGCUCGGCAGUUACAACAAAUACAACAAUGACUGUUAUAAGGACUCUUUUCUUUUAUGCCUCUUGAACAGCGGCACCAGUUUCUUGGCAGGGUUUGCCAUCUUCUCCGUGCUGGGCUUCAUGGCAGAGGAGCAAGGGGUGGAUAUAGCUACCGUGGCUCAAUCAGGUCCUGGGCUUGCCUUUAUCGCUUUCCCCAGAGCUGUAUCAAUGAUGCCUCUUCCGCAACUCUGGGCCAUUUGCUUUUUCCUCAUGAUCAUCAUGCUGGGCCUGGACACACAAUUUGUGAGUCUGGAGGCGCUGAUGACGUCCGUGACCGACUUGUACCCCCAUCUGAUAAGACGUGGACACCGGCGGGAGCUGCUGCUGCUGUUUGUCUGCUUUCUCUGCUUCCUCGUUGGGCUGGUCAUGGUCACACCGGGUGGUCUGUACGUGUUCCAGAUAUAUGAUCAUUUCUCCUGCAGCAGAGCCAGCUUGCUGCUUCUCUCCAUCUUCCAGUCUAUUGCAAUUGGCUGGGUUUAUGGGGCUGAACGCUUCAGUUCAAACAUCAAGGACAUGACGGGCCACAACCCCGUGUUUGUCUUCAAGCUGUGCUGGAAAUACCUGACACCAGCCGUGUGCACUGCUACCUUCCUGUUCUCCCUGGUGUGUUGGUCUCCGUUGAGGCUCGGGAAAGGCCUUGUUGCUCCGGGUUGGGCCACCGGACUAGGCUGGCUCCUGACCUUCUCCUCCGUGUCUCUGCUCCCCAUCUGGGCCAUCUACGCACUCGCCAUGACGCCCGGCACCAUCACACAGCGCUUUCACCGCCUGUGCAACCCAACCAUAGACUCGCCACAGGCAACCGCCUACCAGCCUGCGCUCUACCUUGCAGAGAAUCCAAAGGAACCGAUCAGCGACAUCGUCCAGGAUAAAAGAUGGUAGAUCCUUCAGCACUGUGUCCAAAGAGCUUGACAGUUGGUUUUGGUUGGAAUUAUUCAAUCAUUACUUUUUUGCAUUCCCAUUGUCACUAAUUAGGGUACCAAAAUAACCAGUACUUGAGACACACUUCUGUCUAUUCAUUUAAGCACAGACAAUCAUUACUUCUGUGGGAAACGACAACAAACAAUCUACGUUUCAACAAAUGUCAUGAAUAAGAUAAGAGCAGGAGUCUCCAAACUACAGCCCAUAUCCGACCCACCAGCUUCCACAAUCUGGCCAUUUGAUGUCCCAAAUUAAAAAACAGAAAUGUAUAUAAAUAUAUGUGCAUGUAUGCACUUCUGCCAUCACCCUCCCCCGCAGAAUUCUUAUUGUUUGACGUGUGUGUGACGAUUUUCUUAGUCUCUUCUGCGAAUGAGAUAAAUAAUAUUAUUUGAUAUUUUACGAUAAUGUGUUAAUAAUUUCACACAUAAGUCGCUGCGGAGUAUAUGUUGCACCCCCAAACUAUGCAAAAAACUGCGACUUAUAGUCCGAAAAAUACGGUACUUUUAUUAGCAUCGAUGCGAGCCACAUGAAACCAUUCUUGCCAACAUCCCGAUUUUCCCGGGAAGACUCCUGAAUUUUAGUGUCCCUCCUGAAAAUCUCCCGGGGUAACCAUUCUCCCGAUUCCCGCCCGGACAUCAAUAUUGGGGGCGACUGCCUUUAGCGUCCUCUACAACCUGCCGGUCAAGUCCGCUUUCCCUCCAUACAAACAGCGUGCCGGCCCAUUCUCAUGAUGAUAUAUACAUCUUUUACACACAUGAGCGAAUGCAAGGCAUACUCGGUCAACGGCCAUACAGGUCACGCUGAGGGUGACCGUAUAAACAAUUUUAACACAAAUAUGCGCCAAACAAGAAGUACAAACACAUUUCGGAAGAACAUCCGCACCGCAACUCAACAUAAACACAACAGAACAAAUACCCAGAAGUCCUUGCAGCACUAACUGUUCUGGGACGCUACAAUAGACACCCCCACUACCACCAAACAACCCCCCCAUCUCCUGAAUUCGGAGGUCUCAAGUUUAGCAAGUAUGUAUGGAACGUGUUGAUUAUUGUAAAAUAGAAUGGAAAAAAUGCAUAUUUGUUCUUGUCUCUCAUAAGAAUUGUGAAUGACAGGCAAAAGUCCCCCCCAAAAAGUGCAGUUCCCCUUUUAAGAUCCAUCCCCCAUGUGUGCAGCUAACACUCCAAGUCCAUGCAAAUGCAAACAAACCUCUCUUUUUAGCUCAGUACCGCGGUUAGCAUUUUUAUCUCUAUGAGAAAUCAGGCUGGCGUCGCUCAGCUCUUUUGGUCCUUUUUUGACACUGAGUGUUUUAUUAGAUUUAUUCCAGGGGUUGGGCUCAAGUUUUACAUGAAGAACAGUCAAUUAAUGAAUGGCAAAGGCGCUUCAGAUUAAUUUUUUUUUCCCGCAAACGUACUCGACUAUCUUUAAAACAAGGUUGCAAAAUAGUUGUAUUUGUAAAUUGGGCCAACGUUGGAUCCACACCUUGUUGGUUGGGAAAUUACCAAAUUUCAACGUCUUAACCCGACAUUGAAUAAACGUCGUCAAACAGCAUGUUGUUUCAACGUUAUAUUCGGGUUGGUAAUAGGGGUGUAACGGUACACAAAAAUUUCGCUUCGGUACGUACCUUGUUUUAAAGGUCAUAGUUCGGUUCAUUUUCAGUACAGUAAGAAAACAAAAUAUUUUUAUUUACCACAUUUGUAAACAAUGGUAUAACAUACUACUCACACAGGGUCCAUUGCCAGGGUUUAUGUGCUCAACAUAUAUUAAAUAAAAACUAAGAUAAGGCUCAGAAUGGUUUCUUAACAAAACCUUUCUACAUAUAAAGUGCUUUUUUUGAUUGAUUGAUUGAUUGAUUGAAACUUUUAUUAGUAGAUUGCACAGUACAGUACAUAUUCCGUACAUUUCACCACUAAAUGGUAACACCCCAAUAAGUUUUUCAACUUGUUUAAGUCGGGGUCCACAGCCUGGCUAACUUGGCAGUAAGAGGAUAUAUGGGCUUAUUGUUUUUCCACCAUAGAAGUGGGUCAAAUUGUAGUUUUCAAUGCAAUACAGAAACGCCCGCGACCCCGUACGGGACAAGCGGUAGUAAAUGGAUGGAUGGAUGGAUGGUCUUAAAUCUGCUGCUAUAAAAACACUUGUAAUUGCUUCAGCCCUGCUUGGAUGCGGUGGUGACGCUUCAAAGGAGUUAGCAUGUUUGACGUGUUGGCAGAAGUAUACAUUACUGGUGCUCAACAAUGUCGGCAAACCUCCGUCCUCCAUUGUUGUAUCGCACCUCGCAGCCAAAGUGUUCCCAAAGGGGAGAUGUUAAUGAGGCAGGAGGGUCUUCCAGCUCUGGCUUUUGCUUGUUGUCCUAGCCCGGUCACUGCUAGCCUGCCGUGUGUUCUGCCUCGCUCUGCGGUGCACUACCUAAAUAUGUCCGUGUGAAAACUCGUUCGGUACACCUCCGAAUUGAACCCAAACCCCCGUACCGAAACGGUUUAAUACAAAUACACGUACAGUUACACCCUUAUUUGCAAAACAUGGGUUGGAAAAUGACCAAAAUUCAAUGGUCGGAUCAACGUCAGAACCCAACAUUGAUUAAACGUUGUCACAAAGCAUGUUGUUUCAACGUUAGGUUUGAGUUGCUCAACUUCAAGACCUAAUUCAAUAAGUUCCCCACCUUGUUUUGAUGUCUUGUGCCUGCUGGGCUCUUGUUCUUGUUAGUGAUAAGAAUGUCAUGGAAAAUGUCGCCGCUGGCUCACCGCUUCAGUGCUGGGCUGGCAGCCGGUCGCUUAUAUGAUGUCAUUUAUAUUUAUGUCAUGUGUCAGGAAGGUAUGUUAAUAAUGUUUGAAAAAUUCCUAGUUUGCACUAAAGCAAAGGAUUUUGCAGCAAUUAAUUUGAAGUCCUAAAUUCAUGUUUGAUUAAAAAAGUAUAAACAUGUUUAAUGUAAAUAAAACAAAGAUGUUUGCAAUGGGGGUCCCCACUAGUUUAGGACCCCAAUUUAGCCCUGGUGCUUUACAUGCCUUAAACCAGGUGUGCCCAAACUUUUUCCACAGAGGGCCGCACAUGGAAAAAUGUAAGGAUUCUGGGGCCAUUUUGAUAUUUUUCAUUUUCAAACCAUAACAAAAUAUAUGGAUUUUUUUUUAUUCCUUAGGGUUCCUGGGGAGCAUAGAGGGUCUCAGUCAGUAAAAUGUUGAAAAUAAGUCAAAUUACAGUAAAUCUCUAUAUCAACUUGAGGUUGAUGUAAAGUAAAAUAAAUAAGGUUUUAUGCCUUUUCUGUCAAAGACAACUUUGUUUUUUAUAGUAAAACUGAAAUAUGCAGUAUUUAGAUAGAUAGAUAGUACUUUAUUGAUUCCUUCAGGAGAGUUCCUUUAUUUAGCAAUUAAAGCCCUCAAAGAUCAAUUGAUUUUAAUUAUUUAAUAUUUUUGAGUAAUCACAGUAAAAAGUUCAAUAAAAUCCUACUAAAUAUAUUUGAGAUCCAAAAGGUUCCCCACUCAUAAAGUGAUGCAUUUUGAUUAGUUAGUUUUUUUUACUAUUAAAACUUAAAUUUCAAGAUCAACUUCCGAUAUAUCUGUCGAUUUUAAGUUUGAACUAUUAUUUUGUUUGUUUUAUGCUCUUUUGUCAGAACGUUGAUGUUUUAUACGGCAACCACACAAUAUAUGCAAUAUUUUUUCCACAUAGAAAAUUUUAAAGUGAUAAUUUUUAAGUAAUAAUUUAUUAUAACAUAGAUUUUUUUGUCCUUUUUUUGGGGGGCAAUGGAAAAAAAAGAGUAUAAAGACAAAAGGAAAAAAAAAACUGCCUGCAUGGCAGUUUUGUGUCAACAUUGCCACUUUUUCUCAUUAGAGUUCCACUUUUUUAAAUGUUUUAUUUUUUAUUUUUGCAAUACUCUCAAUUUUGCAACUUUUGCAGAAUGUGUGGCGGGCCAGUAAACGAUUAGCUGCGGGCCGCAAAUGUCCCUCGGGCCGCACUUUGGACACCCCUGCCUUAAACGGUAAGAAAGAUAUAUUUUUUAAAUCCAAAAUUGUGUUACAGACUCCACACAUGAAGAUAAAACAUGUUUAUGUAACUAAGACUGUCAAAUAUUACAUGAUUUAGUCAGCUCAAUAAUGAUUAAUUACUCACCUGCAUAAUUUACUCAAGGUUAUUUGGAUGCAAAUUGAUUUUUUUUUUGGUCAGUUGUCUUUUUGAAAUGUUUUGCGUGAAUGUAUAUCGUUUAUUUGCUCCCAACUCGCUGACAGCUUCCUCCAAAGUGGCGUCUCAUUUAUAUUUGGAAGUGAAAUUUGCCAGCGAGUAUACGGCGGACACCAGUCCCCAUGAAUGUAUUUACAGUAAGGUGGGGAUUUAUAUGGCCCCUUUCUUGGGUGGAUCUCACGCAAGAGGAGGAUGAGGGGUUAAUGAUUUGAAAUGCAGUCUGCUGAAAAUGAUGGAAAGCGCCACUCGACAUAGCAACUGACGCUGGAAUGGCCACAAAACACAUUUUAAAUACACUAUUUCCUUGAAUUGCCGCCAGGGCGCUAAUUAAUUUAAAACCUCUUCUCACUCCGGCGCUUACCAAAGGCAUGCGGUAAAGGCAAGCAUGCGCUUAUAAAUUUGAGUGUGAUGUAAGGAUACAUCAUGAAAAGCACAUUUAAUAAAAAAACAUAUUAUGGUCUUUCCUUUACUUAUAAAAUGAAAUCCAUCCGCAGCUCCUUCUGAUCAAAAGGAUCGAUAACUUGUUUAUAGAAGUCUUCCUUAUCUUUCUUCAGUUUUAAAAGUCUCUCUGUCUCGAUGGAGAUCUUCCUUUAUUACCUUCUGCUUCAAUUGAAAGUCCAGUUUAAAAAACUGUUUUAUUUUGGAUAUGUAAUCCUCCAUGUUAAAAGUGCAAGCGAGAGGAAACAAUAAACGAUCGCUGCUUGUUGUCACUUCUUCUGCAGCCGAGUAGUCGCAAGAAGGAUCACUAGCGCCCUCUACCACCAGGAGGCGGGAGUCAUUUAAUGACUCAUAUUUGACACACGCAGCUACGGUAUAUUAAUAAAACAUAGCUGCUUACUGUUCUUAUUAGCAUAUUCAAUAGCUUGGACCUUAAAUCCUACUGAAUAGCUCUUAAUCUUCUUCCCUUUAUGCGAUUUCAAAUGAUUGAAAUCAGCCUCCUACAUUUUGAAAAUGAUGACAGGUGAAGUGUCACUCGUGACUUGAAGAGUUUGACCCGGUGGAAAUUCUAGACAUGCGCUAAUAAAAAUAAUAUUUUGCGAAACGAAUUUGACCCGGCGUUAAUCCUGAGCCGGCGGUAAUGCUAAGCAUGCGCUAAUUAUUUUGUGAAACGAGUUUGACCCGGCAGUAAUUCUAGGCAGGCGCAUACUAUAUACCCGGCAACAGUUCAAGGAAAUUCGGUAUUAAACACUCUACUGCCAUCCGGGGGCUAUAUUGGAUAGUACACCCCCAUAACUCGUCACGUUUCAUAUGUCGGGUAAACCGCAACGAAUGGGGCCGUGUUAAAUCCCCUUCCUACUCCAAUCACAGCCGUGGUUGAAUGCUUUAAUUGGGCUUGAAACAUGUUUGUGCGCCCACGAGGUUGCCUACGAGGCAAAAGAAAACAUUUAACACUGGAAAGAAAAUGUACAUCUUCUUUUUUCUCCUCCUCAACUCUGUAUUUCUGUUCUGUAUUUGUCAAGAAUGUUCCCAAUCACCCUGAUCCUAGUUAAAUAUUACUGUUCUCUGAUCGUUUACAUGACGGUGCUGCAAAAUGUGACUUAGAAUCUCAAAAUGUGAAUCUUUGUGAGCAGGCAAUAUUUCAUCAAUCAUUGUGAGUUAAGACUACUGCACCCAACUCUGCAACCCAAGUCAGGGUUUAUUUUUUGUAAAGUCCAUCAAAAUAAUGUAUUCUUCUGGUGUGUUAUAACAUGCUUACUCAUACCUCAAAUUACAUCCGUCAAAAAUUG
Molecule: messenger RNA, 7899 nt
Organism: Nerophis ophidion (straightnose pipefish)
Lineage: Eukaryota; Metazoa; Chordata; Actinopteri; Syngnathiformes; Syngnathidae
Product: sodium- and chloride-dependent GABA transporter 2-like
Exons: 15
Coding region: 29-1969 (646 amino acids)
Biological process (GO): sodium ion transmembrane transport
Cellular component (GO): membrane
Source: RefSeq, a predicted model, not a curated record